AUGUCUUUGAGCGGACGCCUUGCGCUCGUCACAGGUGGUGCGAGUGCCAUCGGUGAACCUGUUAGCCACUUCCUGGAUGCCGAAGGUGCGAUUCUCUCGAUGGCCUACAGACGGCUCGAGGCUUCAUGCCAAGUGGACGAGUGUCUCACAGAGUUCCGCAGAACGUCAGCCCCGCCACGAGAGAUUGCCGAGGCUAUUAAGAUUCUGUGUUCGCCAACUGAUCGCUCAUUUGUAACUGGUGCAGCGCUUGAAGUCUCUGGGGGAUUGGUUAUGUGA
Rhipicephalus microplus (southern cattle tick) is the source of this 276-nucleotide messenger RNA. RefSeq lists its product as uncharacterized. Lineage: Eukaryota; Metazoa; Arthropoda; Arachnida; Ixodida; Ixodidae. The record is from RefSeq and is a predicted model, not a curated record.